CCACGAGGAUGCAACUCGGGCACUCAAUGCCCGAAUGCUGGACCUGCAACAGGCUGUACCAGGACCAGCUGCUGGGGCUUCCAGCAGUGCAUCCUCUAGCUGCCAACUGGAGGAACGCGUUGACCACGUAGUGGCAAUGCUCGGCGACAUCAGCACCUUCGCUGCGCCGACCACCAUCAGCAGUCAGCCGCAUACCUUGAAGACCGAGUCCCAGCAGCUGCAGCCGACGAAUGCGGAUGGCAAUCCGAAGUUGUACAAAAUGCCAACUUUCCAACUGGACAGGUUCGACGACUACACGCAGCAGGAUCCGGUCCUCUGGUGGGAAGCAUUCACAACGCAACUCAGGAUUUUGCCCGUCGCCAAACACGCGUACAUCGGCGCCCUGUUCAUGAACUCAAAGGGCGGAUGCCAGACCUGGUUGACCCACCUGGCAACCUCCCACGGCGUCAACGUACCGGACUUGAAGGACAAAAUCACAUGGGAGGAACUGACACGGCUGUGGAAGAAGCGGUUCAUCGUCGACGACGCACCAACACUCGCCAUCAACCGUCUGUUCACCAUGUCACAGGGCAACACCGCAACACGAGAUUGGCUCACGGAGUGGCAGAAGAUUGCAGCAGUGCCCAAUCUGGACUUGCCAUUCAUGCACUUACGCCGUGAGUUCUACAACAGGUCCUAUGCUGCAUUGAGCCAGGCUCUUGGUGAUCGCGAGCAGUACUCAACCUUCGCUGAGAUCAUUGACAAGGUGAGGGAAAUCAUCAAGACCAACAGGUCAGCUGCACACGAGAAGUCAACAUGGCAGCCGACCUAUGUGGAGAAGGUACGAACUAGUCCGCGACAGCAGCACUUCGCUGCAGUCCAGUCAGACAAUGGAGAUAACCCAGCAGCCACUCCAGCAUCAAGUGACGGAGAUCAGGUGGCUGCUGUCCAGCCGCGAAGCAACAACAAGCCCCGCAACAAUGGGAAGGCGAAAUCCGCAUCGCAGGUCGGAAAUGGACAGCCAGUACAAGUUCCAUGCUUGACCGAGGCGGAGUACAAGGUCUGAUCAAGGCAAGGAGGAUGUGCGACCCCGCCUCAACUCGGGAAACUGAGUUCCGCGGAAGGUGAGGCGACUCCACCUUCUACUCCGCCAGAUUCGUCGGCCUUGCUAGCGGCCUCCUGCACAUUUGAGGAGGAUGCGAAUGUCCCAGGUUCUCGUUACACUUACGAGGACUAUGCUGUCCACUUGGUUCCACCGCUGGACCAACCGCUCCACGUGCAACAACCUACCGCAUGCACGGUUUCAUCACCAUCGGCAACCGAUUCGGCAGCUUCGCCGCCAUCUAUCGCCGGGGAUUCAUCGUCAUGGUCAAGACUUGAGGUGCUCGACCCACUGACGUUCACAGACUUCCAGUGGAUGCCCUUUCCCCCGACCGGACGAUUGCCGAAACCGCAUUGCAAUGUGCUCAUGGCACACUUGCGGGAUUACUUGCACACUGCAGAACCAGCUCCGUUGAUGGACGCCGGAGUAGAGGUUGUCGACCUUCAUGCUUACAUUGCGAAGAUCGACCGCGAGUUCAAGACGCAACGGUACGACGACAUCGACGCACCAUUGCUAUAUGUACGCAUUCAAAUCGGAGAGGCGACCUGCAACGCCUUGAUCGAUUGCGGAGCAUCUCGCAACUACAUCAGCCAGGACUUCAUGGUGCGCGCUGGCCUUGGCCCACGCGUCCGGAGGAAGUCCCAACCUACGCAAGUCACGUUGGCGGACGGUCACACGCACAAGUCAAUCGACCGGUGCAUUGACAACGUCCCAGUGUACUUUGCCCCUCACUCAAGUAAGGCGAUGUCCUUUGACAUUCUGGACACCAAAUUUGACAUGAUCUUGGGCAUGUCAUGGCUGCGAAGCGAGGAUCACCCGGUGAACUUCUUCCACCGCACCGUUCACAUUCGUGAUCGGAACGGAGUACUAGUUCCAUGCACGGUGCCUCUUCCUCAUCCUUCGAUCAACUGUCAUGUGGUAUCCGCGGCAAGCAUGCGAGCUUCCAUCAUUAGAGACGACAUCGAGGAAAUGGGGGUGUGUUUUCUCCACGCCCUCCCGCCCCUUGACGCUUCAUCGACGGACUCACCUUCGGAUCCACGCAUCACCGAGCUUCUCGACGCCUACAGCGACGUGUUCGAAGGCCCGCACGGAGUAGUUCCGGAUCGACCCAUCCGCCACGAGAUCAUCCUCGAGGACGGGGCCGUGCCUCCACGCUUGUCUCCCAUCAACUCGCUUGAUGAUGCAAGGAAGAAGGAGUUGCUCGCAUUCGUCAUGGCUCUCAAGCGAUGGCGGCGCUUCCUCCUUGGGCGUCGUAGGUUCACAUGGGUUACGGACAACAAUCCAUUGACCUACUACAAGACGCAAGAUACGGUGAGCAGCACGAUCGGACGAUGGAUGUACUUCAUCGACCAGUUUGACUUCACACUAAAACAUCUUCCCGGCCUCUCAAAUCGCGCAGCAGAUGCACUCUCGCGAAGACCUCAUCUUUGUGCUAUGACACAUCAUGCCUUCGCAUUCGACGAGGAGCUUCAGCGACACUUCAUCCGGGCAUACGAGUCUGAUCCGGACUUCGCCACGCUGUAUGCACAGCUAUCUUCGGAUCACCCGCCGGCCAGCGACUAAUGGCCCACUAUCGCAUUGCCGAC
This is a messenger RNA of Chara braunii, 2667 nucleotides long. The record is from the annotation of a GenBank genome assembly. Lineage: Eukaryota; Viridiplantae; Streptophyta; Charophyceae; Charales; Characeae.